CAUCCAUUCGUUCAUCUUUCAAAUUAUUGAAAUCAAAACAAAAAACAAAACAUAAUAUAUCUUACCAUAAUUUGUGUGAAUUUCGACGUAAAAUCUCUUAAAAAGAUAUAAAAUGUCUUCAAUGAAUUGCUCUAACCUGUCGAGAACCAACAGUUAUGAAAGAAAACUUCGCUAUCGAGAAUUACUUGAAAAUUUAUCAACUAUAGAGGACGACGGUGACAAUGUACGACAAAUGGAAAGAACAGCUGAAGUGGUCAGUGAGGCUCACAACCUUUUGGCUACUGGAGGCAUUGAGGAGCGCGCCAAGCAUCCUGGUGAGAACUAUUUAGAUUCUCGUGUGCUGUGUGCGAGCAGUGACCAUGCGCUGCGCUGCUCAGAGGCUGUUAGCGGUAACAUGAACACAUAUGAUAAACAUCAGCUUGCACAACAUAUUCGUGAGAACCCAGAGUUCUGGGAGUUCACGUUCCCCCGCGAGGUGCCUGUCGUAGCAUCAUUGUUUGGUAGCUUUGCGCCCGCGCCGCCGGAGCAAAGAGUGCGGGCGCCGCGAAAACGCAUCGAACGACAACAAGCUGCCGCACUUAAAGCACCAGAGACUGUAGACAAACUGGAACGCACAGAGGAGGGCAGUGAGAUGAUAGGACGCGCUCAGAAGUUCGUGAGCAAGGCGUGCCGCGGCGCACCACUGUGUUACUGGCGUGCUGUGCUGCAUCCGAGCAGCUUCGCGCGCACUGUAGAGAACAUAUACUACGUCUCUUUCCUCGCUAGAGACGGCAUCAUUACUAUCGAUAUAGAUGAGGAGAUAGGAUUGCCGUUUAUAAAGACUGUGUCAGCUGACGAGCGAGACCGCGGCGCGGCAGCUAACCAGUUCGUUGUCUCUAUUGAUAUGGACAUGUGGAAGGAGCUGGUCGAAGCGUUCAGAAUAGAGAAACCAAUGAUGGUGUUAAAAGGAAGAUAACAGUAUAUUUAGGAUUUUAUAUAUGUAAAUAUGUCUUUUCUUAAUUUUAAUUACCUGACUGGUGGAAGGGUAAUUUUUUUUAACGAUUUAUUCUCAUUCUGUUGUAAAGAGAAUAAAAAAAAUUUAGAGGAGGCAUAGUUUGCUUAAAGUUCAUUGCCUCGUCUAUAUUUUUUUUAAUUGUCUUUGGUUGUAAAAUAUAUCUUAAACAAACCUAUUUUUAUAAAAUAUGUCAUAUUUAUAAACUCGAAAUAACAUAGCGUUAAAAUUAAAUACUCUUUUUUUUAAACUAGUUAUAAGACCUUUAAAACUACAAAUGUUAUAGAAAUUAAAGCUCACCAUAAACGAACUUUUCAGUCCCUAUACCGUACAUAAAUUAAGAAAAGAUCGUGUAUGCCAACCUUAUUGAUAUAUAAAAAAAUAAUGGCUCAAUACAUUUAUUAACAUCACUCAUAUGUCCUUUAUAAUAUUACAAAUUAACAAUUUAAUAUACAGAUAUCUAUCUUAAACGUAUAAGGUACAGAGGUUUAUUAUUACGAAAAACAUUUUAAAUAUAUUUUAAAAUUUUAACAUGUUUUAAAUUUAUUUAUAUUCGGUUUCCAUUGGCGUAAGAGUACAGAAACAUAUGCCUUAUGCCAUAUGUCAUCGUAGUGUGCAGUGACACUUGUAUUAAUAUUGUUUCAACUAAAGUGACACUUGUAUACAUAUUGUUUCAACUAAAGUGACACUUGCACACAUAUAGUUUCAACUAAAGCGACACUUGCAUACAUAUUGUUUCAACUAAAGUGACAGUUGUAUACAUAUUGUUUCAACUAAAGUGACACCUGCAAACAUAUUGUUUCAACUAAACUGACACUUGUAUACAUAUAGUUUCAACUAAAGUGACACUUGUAUACAUAUAGUUUCAACUAAAGUGACACUUGUAUACAUAUAGUUUCAACUAAAGUGACACUUGUAUACAUAUUGUUUCAACUAAAGUGACACUUGUAUACAUAUAGUUUCAACUAAAGUGACACUUGCAUACAUAUUGUUUCAAGUAAAGUGACACUUGUAUACAUAUUGUUUCAACUAAAGUGACACUUGCAUACAUAUUGUUUCAACUAAAGUGACACUUGCAUACAUAUUGUUUCAUCUAAAGUGACACUUGCAUACAUGUGGUUUCAACUAAAGUGACACUUGUAUACUUCUUUCUACGGACACAAUAUGUAUACAAGUGUCAACAUGUCUGAUUAUAUUUUUUAAACAAUAGUACAUCAAUACAUUUGCAUUACAAUCAAUAUCGUAUAUAACCAGAGCCAAAACUUUGUAAACAAAAGUAAUUUUGUGGUAAAAUAUAAAUAUUUUACUACGGAAUAAAAAUUCUUCAAUGAGCCCUGAAAGAAAUAGGAUACUAAUUUAGUGCUAAAUUUUGUCCUGACGAAGUCGCGGGCUAAAACUAGUUCUAUGCUUUAAUAUAAUGAAACAUAUGACAAUCUUUGCAAUAUUUUAGAAAUUUCGAAUUCCAGAGUUUAUUUAUCUUUUCUUUACAAAGUUUUGUUCUUGAUCUGAAACAACUUUUAUAUAUUUAAUAUAAGAUUUUAUAAUAACUUUUUACCAUAAAAUACUGAUUGUAUUGGAGUGGACAGAAGCCAUAAAUGCGCUUUUUAUAUAUGUAAUUAUUCGAUUUGUUCAUAAAAUAAAGUAUAUAAUUUUAAAUAAUGCAUAAAUUUUUCAUGAUUUAAAGACUAAGAAUAAGAGACCAACGAGAUAUUAUUUACAAUAACGUAGUACACGUCUGCACUUGCUGACGACUGAUGCAACAAUGACAAUUAUGAUGUAAAGAGGGUAUUUUUAAUUUUACUAGUUUUUACUGCGUGUUCCAAAAACUGACAAUUUAAUGGUUAUUUAAACAGUCCUUUAAUAUAGUUUUCAUACAAAUAUUAUAUGAAUACACAACUUCUGUAUACUAUAUCUUUUUUUUAAUAUAAGGUGGCAAACUCGCAAGCGGCCACCCGAAUGCACCG
Papilio polytes (common Mormon) is the source of this 2955-nucleotide messenger RNA. Its product is annotated as EP300-interacting inhibitor of differentiation 3-like. Lineage: Eukaryota; Metazoa; Arthropoda; Insecta; Lepidoptera; Papilionidae. The record is from RefSeq and is a predicted model, not a curated record. Gene Ontology annotation, cellular component: nucleus; Smc5-Smc6 complex. Gene Ontology annotation, biological process: DNA repair. The coding region runs from base 113 to 955 and encodes 280 amino acids. The transcript has 7 exons.